UAAUACGCAGCUCUAUUAUCACGUAAUCCCGAAAAACGACUUGAUCGGGGCCGAAUGCUCUUCAGUCAUUCCCGCGCUCUUCUAUCGCGCUCAUACGUUUCUGCAUUGAACUCUACAUCCCCGACAAUCGAUACGCGGGCGGGUUUACCGAGAAGCUUCAAUACCGUUGCCAAUUUAUUUUUUCUUCCUCGACCAGAAUCAAACGGAGACGAGGAUCUAGUGUUUGCUGUGGGGAGAGGAAAGUUAUACAGAGAAGAUGAAAACAAUUUGGGUAAUUGGUGGGCCGGGAUGCGGCAAAGGAACGCAAUGUGAUCGUAUAAUUGAAAAGUAUGGAUUUCUUCACUUGAGCAGUGGUGAUUUACUGAGAGCAGAAGUUGCUAGUGGCAGCGAAAGAGGUGCGGCGCUUCAGGAUCUGAUGUCCAAGGGACUAUUUGUGCCAACGGACAUUGUGCUGGAACUCAUAAAGGAACAGAUGGAUAAAGCUCGUGCGGAAGGAACCACAAAGACUGGAUUUCUUAUCGAUGGCUAUCCUCGUGAGAAGGAUCAAGGAAUUCUCUUCGAGGAAAAGGUUUGUCCUGUCGACUUAAUUCUCUUCUUCGAUGUAGCGAAUGAUACUAUGAAGAAGAGACUCCUUGGGCGUGCUGCUGUGUCCCAAAGGGCAGAUGAUAAUGAGGAGACAAUAAAAAAAAGAAUCGAGAUAUUUAAUGCAAAAAACAACGAGAUUGUCAAACAUUACGAAAACAAAGUUAUAAGAAUUAAUGCGGAAGGAACAGUCGAUGAAAUAUUCGCCAAGGUAACGAAAGCGCUGGACACCCUUCUUGGCAAUCCUGAUUCAGUGUAGUACCAAUCUAUAGAAAUAGUAAUACUUAUGUCGUACUAUCAUAACAAAAUAGCAGUACAAAUAGUCGUACACAUUUAGCUUUUUUUUAUCGACUCAGGCAGCAAGCUGGCUCCAGCUUACUGCCUGAGCCGGUAAAAAAAAAAGUUAAAUGUUUACGACUAUUUGUUCUACUAUUUUGUCAUAUAAAAUAUAUAAAAUUGCACGUUCAACAAUAUUUUCAU
Trachymyrmex septentrionalis is the source of this 1062-nucleotide messenger RNA. It is a transcript of the gene Ak1, whose product is annotated as adenylate kinase isoenzyme 1. The coding region runs from base 257 to 841 and encodes 194 amino acids. The transcript has 5 exons. Gene Ontology annotation, molecular function: AMP kinase activity; ATP binding. The record is from RefSeq and is a predicted model, not a curated record. Gene Ontology annotation, cellular component: cytoplasm; cytosol. NCBI's taxonomy places the organism in Eukaryota, Metazoa, Arthropoda, Insecta, Hymenoptera, Formicidae. Gene Ontology annotation, biological process: nucleoside triphosphate biosynthetic process.